This is a messenger RNA of Uranotaenia lowii, 2448 nucleotides long. RefSeq names its product N-alpha-acetyltransferase 35, NatC auxiliary subunit-like. Gene Ontology annotation, cellular component: NatC complex. Bases 118 to 2331 code for a protein of 737 amino acids. The transcript is spliced from 8 exons. NCBI's taxonomy places the organism in Eukaryota, Metazoa, Arthropoda, Insecta, Diptera, Culicidae. The record is from RefSeq and is a predicted model, not a curated record. Gene Ontology annotation, biological process: N-terminal peptidyl-methionine acetylation.
AUCUUCAAAAAAAAAUCUGCGGAUUGUUUACAUUAAUUUUGUAAUAAAAUUGUAGUGAUUUUCUCCGUUUUUUCCAUAGAAAACUCUAGAUAUUCUCAUUAAAUAAAGAGAGCCAACAUGGAAACUAAGACUUCUGAAUCAAGUGUCGCACCCGACAAUCGGACGGCGGAAGAGGAACCUUCUGAUGGGCUGAUGGAAUACAACACGAAGCUAGACCCGGCUGCGCCCCCUGGUGCCUUCAUCGAGCCUAUGCCCCAAGAGUGGACAGAAAUCACGACUGAGUUUUUCGACUGCGUCAAGGAACUGCAGCUGGGGGAGCUUAUUCACGAUAACAUGUUCGGUCUUUUUGAAGCAAUGUCUGCAAUCGAAAUGAUGGACCCCAAAAUGGAUGCCGGAAUGUGCUGCAAUAAGGAGGCCACUCCGCUGACCUUCCAGACGGCGGUUGAGACGAACUGUAUUAAGCUGGUCAAUUUGAGUGCUCCUGAAGCGAUCGGCAUUAUCGACGCGGUUUUCUCGUGUACCGUAUCCUGGCUUGAAGGUCACUCAAUGGCUCAGACAGUCCUCACGUGCCUGUAUUUGCACUAUCCGCAAAAAAUCGAAGACCGGUCGCUGAAGGCAUUUGCUUGCGCAAUCUUGAAAAUGCUCUCUCUGAUCCGGAACUUCAUUAUGUGGGCCCGGGUUUACGAGGAAGAGGAUUUUCAACUCAGCACCUAUGGGUACGAUCUGUGCAAGGAUCUGACCGAAGCCAAGGCUUGUAAUAUGCUCAAGAGUGCCGAGGAGGAUUUGGUCAAGAAAGCCAAAGACACCGAGGAUGAAAAGGAAAGAGAGGCCAUCAAUGCACUGAUUUGCCGGUUGAAGUUUACCAGGUUACUACUCCAGUGUUUGGUAGCUCUGUACCCAGAGAAGAACGUAUCUCCAACAAAAACGGAAAUGAUAGACAUCGUGAAAACGCUCAAUGGUGCCCUAGAAUUGACCCAGUUGAUUGAGAAAACAAUCGAGUUGGGAACACAACCGGAACCGGGAUCGGACACCCCAAAUUCGAUGGGCUUCUCGAUGAUGGUCAAUCAACGGCUGUUGCCACCGACCUUUCCACGAUACACCCGAAUCAAGGAUCGAUCCGUGUGCAUCCAAUAUCUGGCGGAAUUUAUCCAACGGCUCAAGCAUGCCUGCAAAAUAGUACACUGUCACGACUUUCACAGUGCUUUGAAUUUCUUCAUGGAUUUCUGUAAAAAGUUCAGCCCAUGUCUACUCUCCCGAAGCAUUCUACAAACGCUAUAUUUUCCCGGCCAUUGCGUCGUUUUCGGAACUAAGAAACUUACAGAAGUAUUGAAAGAGUCCGCCAAAGCGUUCAUUGCUCCACCAGUGCUGUUACCCGAUAAUCCUCUAUUCACCAACCCUGCGGCAUGCAACUGUGUCGAUUCUUUCUUCGCUUACAACGAGCAUAUCUUUAGCGUCCUCUUUGAACUGCGUGGAUACAAUCGGGCUCGGCAGCGAGAUAAGCUUGCUUAUGAGCUGUCCAGCUUUGCCAACCUCCAAGACGAAGCCGAACGGGUAGAUGCCUACUUGCACUCGCUUUCGAUGAAGCACGAAAACCCUCGGCAGCAUUUGGCCUGUUUCGGAACCUGGGUCUUGUAUCAUUGUCUACGGUCCAUGUCAUUUUUCUUGCUCUCCGGAUUAGAGCUGGAGUUGUACUCGGUUCACGAGUAUCUGUACAUUUUCUGGUACCUUUACCAGUUUAUAUUCGGAUGGAUUGUGUCGGCAUUGACCAGGGCUGAUGCUUUUCUCAUGGAGCAAGACAACAUACCCGAACCGAAAGGAUCCGCCAAGGGUAACCAGAAAAAACCGAAAGUCAAAAAGCGGAAAGGAAAAUCGGACGGUAAAGAAAUCAUUUUCAACCAGGCCAUGCAAAACAUGUGCGGUGGUUAUUACAAAGCUUUGGGGGGAUUCAUUGGUGAAGAUCGUAUUCCGGAACCUCUAGCGAUGUUCGACAACGAAAAAGUGAGAUUCGAGCAUCGUUUUGCUCCGUUUGCUGCAUUAUCAACGCCGCCACCGAUGGGAUACUCGGAUUUCAAGCUUAUGAAGUCAUACUUGCUCAAAUCUCCGCCGGAAGAAUUGUACGCAUCAGCUGCCAAACAUUUCCAUGAGGCGCGCUCACUGCUGGAGUCUUAUCCUAAUCCGGAUGAGGAGUGGCAUGAAAUAGUAAAGGUGGCCAAGAUGAACUUCGUGAUGAUGAACUUGCUGGCAAGUGGGCUAAAUCGGCAAUCGAAAACGCAACCGGAGUUUGACUUUUCCUACCAUCGAUAUUUUCCGAUUAUCAAGCAGAAGAAGUAGACAUUGAUUGUCAAUGAGUGUGUUCAUGAAUAUAUUCUAGAUUGGACGUUUGUUGUGUCGUACUUUCUCUGUAUUUAUUAUUUACUCGCUGAAUGCAAUAAAUAGAUAUAAACCUUA